AUGUCAAGUGAUAAGGAUAAACGAUCAUCCAAGCUAUUUGGGUCCCGAAUUUCGUCCAUCUUUAAUGUACAGCCAGGACAUAAUGUUAAACAUGGGAAUCUUGAUAAUAAUGGAAGUUCUACACUGAGACAUGCGCAAACAAAGCCGUUGUCACAUCCACCUUUGCACAAUAAUUCCGGUAGGUCAACGCUAGACCCCCAUAGGCUGGCGCCAUCAGUACAUGUUCCACCGCAAAGCCAUGCCCCGGUGAAUUUGGCGCCCAUUAAGAGUCCACCAAGACGGAAACCUCCACCACCUAUGGCGGAAGAAUUCGACCGUGGACCAGACAGAAAUUUCGCCGUAGAGCCGCCAGUCAAUAAGAUAUCGGCAAAUAGGUAUGGAGAAGAGGUCAAGGAGGAUUUGAAUAAUAUUAUAGGUACUUUGGAAAAAGAAAUUGGCAGUAUGCUAGUAAAUAAUGAGCCAAUGACACAAAUGGAUCCAAAUGAUCAUAUACAUAAUGCUGACGACCAAGCAUCGAUAACACCGGGCCUAAAUGUUUCAAACGCAUUAGAAGUAUCCAGAUCUAAUCAAUCUGGGCCAUCUUAUUAUUCAGAUUCACAUUCUUAUAAUGAUUCCCAUAAAUCAUCAUCUAUAUCAAGAUCCAAUCAAUCUGGGCCCUCGUAUUUUUCAGACACUCGUUCUUAUAAUGAGUCCCAGAAAUCAUCAUCUAUAUCAUGCAAUACAGAUACGCAAGAACAAUCAUUGGAUGAAGCAAGUGCUACCCCAAGCGAUACGCCGGAAUACAAUCAUGAGCAUGAAGGCGGGCAAGUCCCGUAUCCUAUAGAUUCAUUGCCGGAGAGCCCCACGCUUGAAAGCAGUGUGGUGGGCUUAGACUUGGCCCUGGUUCCAGGCUACCAUCAUAAUAUUCCAAACGACUCAAAAACAUCCAUCAAUUCGUCUAUAUACUCACAAGGUGAAGCAGAGCCCUAUGCACAGCUGAAGAGUAUUGAAACAUUUGGAUCAAGUCACAGCAUACCUUCACAAAGAAAAAAUGAAUAUCAAGCAGCAGCAUCGCUGAGCAAUACAGUGACUUCUAUUUCCUCAACGAGAACUCCUCAAAAUAGCUCGUUUAUUAGAACUAUGCAACCAAAUCGUAAUCCUCUGAACCCGGUACCAUUAGAGUCAGGUACGUACGAUCCAAAUUCAAGAUCAAAGCCUCCAGCAAAAUCAAAUAUAUCUCAUCAUAGAAAGUCUAGUUCGGUAAGUUCUAUUUGGAGUGCCAAUUCCUACAGAAGUGUUAAUAUGUCAAAGCUCAAAAAAUCAUUAGAUUUAAAGCCAGGUGAAGGUGAGAGGUCAAACUAUGUUGUGUCUAUUCGUAGGAGUGCUGGUACGGCGUAUAAUGAUUCUCCUCCAGGUAAAUGGAAAUUGCCUAUAGGCAUUUUACCUGUCGACAAUAGAAUUGGAUAUGCUGCAAAUGGCCGCUAUUUGAGACUCGCUGGAGGAGUUCAAGGUAGAAACAAAAAGACUAGUGGGGUCGAAUUAAAGCAUGGACAUUUGCAACCUAGAUUGUUAGCUGCUGAAGUUGAUGAUGGCGAUGAGAGCCCUGUUGGCUUACAAUCAUUAGGCAGGUCGGGUACUGACCUGACCAUUGGUACAAACAAAUCGUCUGUUGGCGCGGUUAAGUCUUCAGAUUCAAGUGUUAAUGUCACACCCAGUGGUUCACUAUUAAGGAAGAGCUCGUAUGGAAAAGCUAUCGAUGACUUGCAGAGUAUUAAUACAGGUGGUGACUCCUCGUCUACAUUACCCAGCUCAAAAAGAGCCGAAUCCGUCUCUUCUACAUCCUCACCUGGAUCUUCAUCUUCUAAUAGUCUUACCGAUUUCAAUAUUGGGAUCGGUGGUUACUAUCAACAUCCAGGCUACUUACAUAAUGAUGAUGAAGAAACAUCUACUGAAUUUGAGACUGAUUUUAUGGGCGAUGGAGGAAACAGAAAUAAUGAUUAUAAUGACUAUGAUACCAAGCCCAGAUUAGUACUUGCUAACCCUGAUAACUCUGAUAGCGAUUAA
Molecule: messenger RNA, 2043 nt
Organism: Debaryomyces fabryi
Lineage: Eukaryota; Fungi; Ascomycota; Pichiomycetes; Serinales; Debaryomycetaceae
Exons: 1
Coding region: 1-2043 (680 amino acids)
Source: RefSeq, a predicted model, not a curated record